GCUCAGGAGAGGCAUGGAUCGGCCGAGGAGAGGAUCGAGCGACUAGAGACCCAGCUCGACGAGCAGAGAUCUGAACUGCAGAGGGCGCGGCAGCGGGAGAAGAUGAAUGAGGAACACAACGCGCGUCUGUCUGGCACCGUCGACAAGCUGCUAUCGGAGUCGAACGAGCGACUGCAGCUCCACCUGAAGGAGAGGAUGGCGGCGCUGGAGGAGAAGAACACGCUCACGCAGGAGCUGGAGAAGACGAAGAAGCUGCUAGAGGAAACCCUGCAGGAGAAGGAAAAACUCGAAGCCGAGGUGGAAAAACUGAAGUCGCAGGUGGAGCUACUCCACCACCAACUACAACAAUCAAAACUGGAAAGCGCGCGCUACCAACUAACUCCUAGUGUAUUUAUAGAUCCAUUACCAUCCAGCUUCAGGUAA
Priapulus caudatus is the source of this 423-nucleotide messenger RNA. Its product is annotated as liprin-alpha-1-like. Lineage: Eukaryota; Metazoa; Priapulida; Priapulimorpha; Priapulimorphida; Priapulidae. Gene Ontology annotation, cellular component: presynaptic active zone. The annotation marks the transcript as partial. The transcript has 4 exons. Gene Ontology annotation, biological process: synapse organization. The record is from RefSeq and is a predicted model, not a curated record.